AGCAGUGUUUCUGUGAGUGGACCUGAAGAGAGUCUGUGAGUGGACCUGAAGAGAGUCUGUGAGUGGACCUGAAGAGCGUUCAGCAGCCAAGAGCAAACAACACAUUCUGCUGGACCUGGACCUGGACCUGGACCUGGACAGGGAUCUGAAGAAGGACAUGGACCUGGAUCUGAACUGGAAACCUGGUCCUGAACCUGGUCCUGAACUUGAACCUGGUCCUGAACCGGAACCUGGUCCUGAACCUGGUCCUGAACCGGAACCUGGUCCUGAACCUGUGUCCAGUAACCAGCUUACUGCCGGAGACCAGAACCAGGGAGAACAGAUGGAGACACCUAGAGAAGUCCUAUUACAAACUUUAGAAGAUUUGGAGGAAAAGGACUUAAAAAAAUUCAAGUGGUGCCUGGAGAAGAAGGUCCUAAAAUUCCCAGGAAUCCCAAAGAGUCGACUACAGAAAGCAGCAGACCAGAUGGACACAGUGGAUCUGAUGCUUCCGUACUACGGCAUACACACCAUUAAAGUGACCAGAGAAGUUUUGAAGAUGAUCCCGAGGAAUGAUCUAGAAGAGGAAUUAUCAAAAUUCCCAUCAGACCCUGAAGAUAUUCUCACUAAGUGCCAAGGUGAACUCAAAUCAAACCUGAAGGAAACAUAUGAAAAUAUCACAUUUAUGGACAAAUCUGAAUCCCUACAUAAAAUCUACACGGAGAUCUACAUCACCAGGGGACACACCACAGAGGUCAACAAGGAACAUGAGAUCAGACAGAUCGAACAAGCAUCCAGUAAACCAGACAGAUCAGAAACAACCAUCAGACAAGAAGACCUCUUUAAAGGCUCAACUGAAAGAGGUAAACCAAUCAGAGCAGUGAUGACAAAGGGAGUGGCUGGCAUUGGGAAAACAGUCUUAACACAGAAGUUCACUCUGGACUGGGCUGAAGGCAAAGCCCACCAGGACAUCCAGUUCAUAUUUCCAUUCACCUUCAGAGAGCUGAAUGUGGUGAGUGAUGAAAAGUACAACUUGGUGGAACUUGUUCAUCACUUCUUCGCUGAAACCAGAGACGCAGGAAUCUGCAGGUUUGAUCAGUUCCAGGUUGUGUUCAUCUUUGACGGUCUGGAUGAGUGUCGACUUCCUCUGGACUUCCACAACACUAAGGUCCUGACUGAUGUCACAGAGUCCACCUCAGUGGAUCGGCUGCUGACAAACCUCAUCAGGGGGAAGCUACUUCCCUCUGCUCACCUCUGGAUAACCACACGACCUGCAGCAGCCAAUCAGAUCACUGAGUUUGUGGACAUGGUGACAGAGGUCCGAGGGUUCACUGACCCACAGAAGGAGGAGUACUUCAGGAAGAGAUUCAGAGAUCAGGAGCAGGCCGGCACCAUCAUCUCCCACAUCAAGACCUCACGAAGCCUCCACAUCAUGUGCCACAUCCCAGUCUUCUGCUGGAUCUCUGCUUCAGUUCUGGAGGACAUGUUGAAAACUGAGGGAGGAGAGCUGCCCAAGACCCUGACUGAGAUGUACAUCCACUUCCUGGUGAUUCAGUCCAAAGUGAACGUCAAGUAUGAUGGAGGAGCUGAGACAGAUCCACACUGGAGUCCAGAGAGCAGGAAGAUGAUGAUGGAGUCUCUGGGGAAACUGGCUUUUGAGCAGCUGCAGAAAGGCAACCUGAUCUUCUAUGAGUCCGACCUGAGAGAGUGUGGCAUCGAUAUCAAAGCAGCCUCAGUGUACUCAGGAGUGUUCACACAGGUCUUUAAAGAGGUGAGAGGAACGUACAAGAACACAGUGUUCUGCUUCGUCCAUCUGAGCGUUCAGGAGUUUCUGGCUGCUCUUCAUGUCCAUCUGACCUUCAUCAACUCUGGAGUCAACCUGAUGGCCCCCUGGUGGUCUAAAGUCUUCAGACAAAAACCUAAACAUCUCUACCAGAAUGCUGUGCACAAGGCCUUACAGAGUCCAAACGGACACCUGGACUUGUUCCUCCGCUUCCUCCUGGGUCUUUCACUGAAGACCAAUCAGACCUUAUUACACGACCUGCUGACACAGGCAGUAAGUGGCUCACAGACUAACCAGGAAACAGUUGAAUACAUCAAGAAAAAUAUAAGAAAGCACCCGUCUCCGGAGAAAAGCAUCAACCUGUUCCACUGUCUGAAUGAACUGAAUGAUCGUUCUCUAGUGGAGGAGAUCCAACGGUACCUGAGUUCAGGCUGUCUCUCCACAGAUAAACUGUCUCCUGCUCAGUGGUCAGCUCUGGUCUUCAUCUUACUGUCAUCAGAAGAAGAUCUGGACGUGUUUGACCUGAAGAAAUACUCUGCUUCAGAGGAGGCUCUUCUGAGGCUGCUGCCAGUGGUCAAAGCCUCCAGGAAAGCUCUGCUGACUGGCUGCAACCUGUCAGAGAGAAGCUGUGAAGCUCUGUCCUCAGUCCUCAGCUCCCAGUCCUCUAGUCUGAGAGAUCUGGACCUGAGUAACAACGACCUGCCGGAUUCAGGAGUGAAGCUGCUGUCUGGUGGACUGGAGGGUCAACACUGUACUCUGGAGACUCUCAGUCUGUCAGGCUGUCUGGUCACAGAGGAAGGCUGUGUUUCUCUGGCUUCAGCUCUGAGAUCCAACCCCUCCCAUCUGAGAGAGCUGGACCUGAGCUACAAUCAUCCAGGAGACUCAGGAGAGAAGCUGCUGUCUGCUGGACGGGAGGAUCCACUCUGGAGACUGGACACUCUCAGGCUGGACCAUGGUGGAGAGCAGAGGUUCAGAGCAGGUCUGAGGAAGUAUUCCUGUGAACUCACCCUGGACUCAAACACAGUGAACAGACAACUCAAACUGUCUGAGGACAACAGGAAGGUGACACGUGUGAGAGAGAGGCAGCCAUAUCCUGAUCAUCCAGAGAGGUUUGACUCCUUCUGGCCUCAGCUGAUGUGCAGAGAAGCUCUGACUGGUCGCUGUUACUGGGAGGUCGAGUGGAGAGGAGAUGUUACUAUAGCAGUGACUUACAGAGGAAUCAGCAGGAAAGGAGGCAUAGUGGACUGUGUGUUUGGAUACACUGAUCAUUCCUGGAGUCUGAGAUGCUAUGAUAGAGGUUACUCUGUCAUGCACAAUAAGAGAGGAACAAACAUCUCCUCCUCCUCCUCCUCCUCCUCCUCCUCCUCUGGUAGAGUAGCAGUGUAUCUGGAUCAUCCUGCUGGCUCUCUCUCCUUCUACAGAGUCUCUUCCUCCUCACUGAUCCUCCUCCACACCUUCAGAGUCACAUUCACUGAACCUCUCUACGCUGGGUUUGGGUUAGAUGAAGGUUCCUCCUCAGACUCCUCAGUGUCUCUGUGUCCUCUGUGUCCUCUGUAGGAGGAGUCCACUUCCUGUCCUGGGUCACAUGUUGGUGUUUUAAAUGGAGGCUUCUCAUUGGUUACCGUGUGUCUCACUGAUUGUGUCUGUAAUAAAGUUUUCUUGAAGCAACAUAUUAAAGCUGAUCCUGAAGACUGUAGUGAUCGAUACGUUCAAUAAAGAUUUAGAACAAG
This is a messenger RNA of Trematomus bernacchii (emerald rockcod), 3492 nucleotides long. Its product is annotated as NACHT, LRR and PYD domains-containing protein 3-like. The transcript is spliced from 8 exons. The record is from RefSeq and is a predicted model, not a curated record. NCBI's taxonomy places the organism in Eukaryota, Metazoa, Chordata, Actinopteri, Perciformes, Nototheniidae. The coding region runs from base 158 to 3319 and encodes 1053 amino acids. Gene Ontology annotation, molecular function: protein binding.